AGCCUGGAAAGCCGGAUGUAAUGGGAGCUGAAUAAAAAGGACAGAUGACCCCCUUUUCCUGUUUUCAGAGUUCUCCACUCAGAAUGGCUUCAGUGGCGAGAUCAGAGGUGGUAGAAGAAGAGGUGCCAGUGACGUCUGAGGCCCGUGAUCGUCCGUUGGAAUCAAGUGUCAGUCCCACGGAAGUGGUUGCCAAGUCAGCUUCUUCCCAGGAGGUGAAUCAAGAUGUUUCCAAGGAAAGAAUUCAUCCUGGGUCUAGCCCUGAAAAAUGGGCAAGUGGCGACCUCAGCCGCCAGGAAGGCCUUCAGUCACAGUUCCUGCACCUGUCCCCUCAAGAACCAUCUUUCUGUCGUCGAGCUAGGAGACAGUCCUGGCGGCGAUCAAGUAUGAAGGAAACGAACCGGCGGAAGUCCCUGGCCCCCUUUCACCAGGGCAUCACAGAGCUCAGCAGGUCCAUCAGUGCCAGCCUGACCGAGAGCAAGCGGCUCGGCUGUCUCCUGCGCUCCAGUUUCCAGUUCUCUGUUGAGAAGCUUGAACCUUUCCUGAAGGACACUGAGGGCUUCAGUCUGGAAAGUUUCAGGGUGAAAGCAUCUUCUCUUUCCGAAGAAUUAAAACAGUUCACAGACAGACUAGAAAGUGAUGGGACUCUGCAAAAAUGUUUUGAGGUUUCACAAGGAAAAAUGUCAGAUUUAUCUCUGGAGACUUCAGUGGCUGAGAUGAAGGAAUAUAUAGCAAAAUUUUCUUCAGAACGCCAGACGUGGGAUCAGCUCUUGCUGCACUACCAGAAGGAUGCUGAGGAGACGGUAUCCAGAGGAUCAACUGAAAGCAAAAUUACUGAAGUCAGAGUGGAUCCUGCGGCAUAUCUUGGGUCUUCGCAGAGUGAAGUUCUCAAUUCCAAACCUGACUACCAGAACAUCCUGCAGGAUCAAAACAGAGCUGUCGAUUGUGUAGAAUUGGUGCGCUGCCUGUGGAUCCCUGAGACUCCUCCACUCUCUGGCUUCAUGGAUGAACUGCAGGAUGUUCAGCUCACAGAGAUCAAGCCGCUUCUUAAUGACAAGAAUGGUACACGAAAUUUCCAGGACUUUGACUGUCAGGAGCAUGACAUAGAAACAACUCAUGGUGUGGUCCAUGUGACUAUAAGAGGCUUACCAAAGGGAAACAGACCAGUUAUACUGACAUAUCAUGACAUUGGCCUCAACCAUAAGUCCUGUUUCAAUGCAUUCUUCAACUUUGAAGAUAUGCAAGAGAUCACGCAGCAUUUUGCUGUCUGUCAUGUCGAUGCGCCUGGCCAACAAGAAGGGGCACCCUCCUUCCCAACAGGGUACCAGUACCCAACGAUGGAUGAGCUGGCUGAAAUGUUGCCUUCAGUUCUGACCCACUUAAGCCUGAAAAGCAUCAUUGGGAUCGGAGUUGGAGCUGGCGCUUACAUCCUCAGCAAAUUUGCACUCAAUCACCCGGAACUUGUAGAAGGCCUGGUGCUCAUCAACGUGGACCCAUGUGCUAAAGGCUGGAUUGACUGGGCAGCCUCCAAACUCUCGGGAUUGACAACCAAUGUUGUGGACAUUAUUCUGGCGCAUCACUUUGGGCAGGAUGAACUACAGGCCAACCUGGACCUGAUUCAAACCUACAGACUGCAUAUUGCCCAAGAUAUCAACCAAGAAAACCUACAGCUUUUCCUGGGUUCCUACAAUGGACGCAGAGACCUCGAGAUUGAAAGACCCAUCCUGGGCCAAAGCGAUAACAGAUCAAAAACGUUAAAGUGUUCUACGUUAUUGGUGGUAGGAGAUAGUUCACCUGCUGUUGAGGCUGUGGUUGAAUGCAAUUCCCGCCUCAACCCUGUAAAUACAACUUUGCUCAAGAUGGCAGACUGCGGGGGACUGCCCCAAGUGGUUCAGCCUGGGAAACUCACGGAGGCCUUCAAGUACUUUUUGCAGGGAAUGGGCUACAUCCCGUAUGUGCAGCUCAGUCACCUGAGCACCGAGUCAGUCCCAUCCGCCAGCAUGACCCGGCUCACCCGCUCGCGCACCCACUCCACCUCGAGCAGCCUUGGCUCUGGAGAAAGCCCCUUCAGCCGCUCAGUCACCAGCAGUCACUCCGAUGGGACUCAGGAAUCCUGCGAGUCUCCUGACGUCCUGGACAGACAGCAAACCAUGGAGGUGUCCUGCUGAGCAGAGGUUCCUCCCUGGACCCCGCAAGGCCAUCCCCUUCAGAUGACCGCUCCAUAAUAACACGACACCCCCACAAGCUGGCCUCUCCUCUCUCUAACUCAUGCAUGGCCACUGAA
This is a messenger RNA of Ochotona princeps (American pika), 2281 nucleotides long. RefSeq names its product NDRG family member 3 (gene NDRG3). Gene Ontology annotation, biological process: cell division; signal transduction; mitotic sister chromatid segregation. The record is from RefSeq and is a predicted model, not a curated record. NCBI's taxonomy places the organism in Eukaryota, Metazoa, Chordata, Mammalia, Lagomorpha, Ochotonidae. The transcript is spliced from 24 exons. The coding region runs from base 45 to 2165 and encodes 706 amino acids. Gene Ontology annotation, cellular component: cytoplasm; MIS12/MIND type complex.